Molecule: messenger RNA, 1176 nt
Organism: Sphenostylis stenocarpa
Lineage: Eukaryota; Viridiplantae; Streptophyta; Magnoliopsida; Fabales; Fabaceae
Source: the annotation of a GenBank genome assembly
AUGCCCUCCCCUUCUUUGCCGGUGGCCCUCCUCCUUCUCUUCUCCUCCUUCGCAGUGGCCGCCGCCGAUGAGGACUCCUGCAAUCACGUUGCGCAAUUGGUCAAGAUAAAGAGCUGGAUUGAUGGGAAGGAAGAUAAAGAGUAUAAUGGUAUGACUGCAAAAUUUGGCUCUAAUUUGCCUGACACUGCUGAUCAAAAGACCAAAGCUCCUGCUGUUUUUUCUGAUCCUAUGGACUGCUGUUCCGCCCCAACCGCCAAGUUAUCUGGAUCAGCUGCUCUCUGUGUACGAGGCACUUGUGACUUCACAACUAAAGCUACAUUUGCGCAGUCCGGAGGUGCUGUUGCCGUGUUCAUAAUAAACGACGCAGAUGAACUCUUUGAGAUGGACUGCACCAGCAAUGACACUAAGAUAAAUAUUGCAAUUCCAGUUGUGGAGAUAACAAAGUCAAUAGGAGACACUCUCAAACCUUUGACAUCUAAAAGUAAAGAACUUUCUCCCUUCCGUGAAGCUUAUAGCAUGUGUCCUUGGUGUGAUCUCACCGUUUGCAUGGAGGUUUUGCCAUAUGCUCCAACUCGCCCAGUUGUAGACUACUCAGUUGCAUUCUUGUGGCUGAUGUCUGUUCUAACAGUUAUAUGUGCUUCUGUAUGGUCUGAUAUAACUGCUCCUGAUCAAAUCGAUGAACGCUAUAAUGAGUUGUCUCCCAAGUUCGAUCAUGAUGCAAAGGUGUACUUCCAGCGACUAACAUUGUUCCAAUUGGACAUUUGUAACCAUAUUGCUAAUCAGUUAGCUAUUAGAAUGGAGCUAUGGAGAAUGAGUGCUAUGUCUGAAGCAGGGAAAGAUGAUUCUGAGGAAAUAGUUAACAUAGAUGCAAAGGGUGCUGUCGUGUUCGUCAUUACGGCUUCUACAUUUCUUCUUAUUCUGGGUCGAGAGUGUUUUUGGGUCAAGUUUGUGUUUUCAGAUAUUGGGCCUGACCGAUUGGUGCAUCGGUCUCUACCUGGCCGUUUGCAUCAGUCUUUGAUUGCAUGCAUCCAAAGCACGGUUUACCAAAGUAUGGGUAAUAUGUACAGCUCCUCAGUCCUGAGUAAAGGGACUAAGGAGAUGCCCGAUUGGGGAAAUCGGAACCUUAACCGUUACACAACAACACAGUCUCUCAAACCUGAGCAGAAGAUGAAGUGA